Molecule: messenger RNA, 1662 nt
Organism: Cygnus olor (mute swan)
Lineage: Eukaryota; Metazoa; Chordata; Aves; Anseriformes; Anatidae
Product: signal-regulatory protein beta-1-like
Exons: 5
Coding region: 172-1344 (390 amino acids)
Cellular component (GO): plasma membrane
Source: RefSeq, a predicted model, not a curated record
CAAACACCCAGGGAGUGGGAACCCUCUGGGCUUGCGCAGGGCUACGUAGAGGAGCACGGCCAGAGGCAAAACCCAAACCGCUUCCUUCCCCUUCGGCACGGAGGGUUUCCAGGGCCCCACCAAGUUGAGCCACACCGAGCCGCACCUUGGAGGGGGACGAAGCCACUCGCCAUGGCUCCGCUGACACAGGCGCUGCCUCUUGCCUGCCUGAUGCUGCUCCUGCUCUGCAGUGCCCCGGGUGUGGGUGCCCAGGCAGAUCAGGGCUUCGAGCUGCGACAGCCCCAGAAGAAGAUGUCGGUGAUCGCAGGGGAGACGCUGACCCUGACCUGCACCGUGACUGAAGGGGGUCCCCUCGGCGCCGUGAGGUGGCUGAAGGGCUGGGGCAGCGGCAAUGAGACCAUUUAUGACCAGAAAGAACCCUUCUCAUUCCGUGGGACGAUGGCAGUGGAUGUGUCCAACACAGACUUCACCAUCCUCAUCAGGGACAUUCGCCCCGAGGAUGCCGGCACCUAUUACUGUGUGAAGUUUCGCAAAACAGCCACCGGUGAAGAGUUGUAUCGGCGUGGCGAGGGCACGGUGGUGUCGGUGCAGGCCAGACCCUCCAACCCGACUGUGUACAGGCCCACCCGCCGAGUGGAGCUGGGGAAGACGGUGUCCAUCACCUGCAAGACUGGGGGGUUCUUCCCCAGUGACAUCCAUGUGAAGUGGUUCAAGGACAGGGCUCCGAUUCAGUCUCAGCCGAUCCUCAUCACCCCUGGGCCAUCGAACUUCACCUACAACAUGUCCAGCACUGUGAAGUUGACGCUGCAGAAGGACGACAUCCGCUCAGAGCUCACCUGCGAGGUGCGGCAUGCCACGCUGACGGCCCCGCUGACGAGGAGAUACCGGCUGGGCCACAUCCUGCGAGUUCCCCCCAGCGUGGUCGUGGCUCAGUUUCCGGACCCCGUGGGGCUGAACAAGACGGUGAACUUCACCUGCGACAUGCAGGGGUUCUACCCGGGAAGCGUGACCGUGACCUGGCUGGAAAAUGGGAUGGAGAUGAACACAGGGAGCCCCCCCCGGCCGACGGAGACCCCCGAGGGCUUGUUCAAGCUGAGGAGCACGGUGCAGGUGCAAGCCGUGCAGGAGAAGAACAUCUCCGUGUUCACCUGCCGGGUGGUGCACGAGGGCCAGGACCCCAUCAGCAGGAGGGCCGUGCUGUGGGUCGCUGCCUCAGACCAGCAGGGACCCAGCUCGGAAGGUGCCCAUCUCCUGUCCAGCCCCGGCCUGUGGCUCGGCAUGCUGCUUGAGAAGGCGAUCCUCAGCCUCGUCCUCUUCUUCCUCUUCAAGCACUGGCAGGCCUGAGGAGGGGCCAGCGCGGCACAGCGAGGCCACCGAGACGGGAGCGACGCAGGAGAGCGUUGUCAGAGCUCCGUCACCUCCGAGCUGAGCACGCCAAGCUUGGGCUGGCGGUGCUGCACAAGCAGACCCGCUGCUUCUUUUGGGGGCCCUGCACCACCGCCCCUGCUGCCUCCCCCCGCUGCCUCCUCGGCCCCCGGCAGGGUCCCGUCCCUUGGCAGCUCCCUGGGCCGGGGGUCCCGUUCCCCCCUGGCUGUCCCCAUCCCCUCGCUGCGCUGCUCCACACGUGGUUAUCGCCAUCAAUACAAAUCCUUGCAAAAAUCA